AUGUCUGACGACUCCAGUGCCGCCUCGGCGGGCAAGCGCCGAAUCGAGACCAUCGGUCGACACGUCCAGCGUGUUGCACCCAUCACCACCUCGUCCACCUCCCAGUCACCACCUUCGCCCAACCCCAGCACCUUCACAGACGACCGCGAGAAGCUCGGCACCUUCACCCUCGGUCCCAACGUCGCCAUUCCCGUGUUUCAGCCCAAGCUACCCGAACGCCUUCCCUCCGACCGCCUCCUGCUCAAUCUGGACGAUCCCAUCGCGCUCGAGCACCUCGAGUUCCUUGCCAAGAAAUGGCAGCUUGGUCAAGACGUCUUUCUCCUCUCUGCCCCGGGUCCGUACGCCCGCAGGCUCAGUCUCACGUUCGCAUCUCUCAUCCAGCUGCCCUACGAGUACGUCUCGUUCCACCGCGAUGUGGGUGAAGCCGAGCUGCUGCAGACACGAAGCUUGUCCGCUGGCGGCAAUCUUGUCUUUGAAGACGGGCCUGUCAUUCGGGCUAUGAAGAACGGACACCUGCUCAUCCUCGAGGGAGUCGAGAAGGCGGAACGCGGAGUCACGCCGAUCAUCAACAACAUCCUUGAGAACCGAGAGCAGAACCUAGCAGACGGUCGUCAUCUUAUCCCCGCUGAGAAGCUGGCUGCGUUUCAGCAGGAAGAGGUGCAGCACAAAGAGGGCGGUGCGAGCCGCUUCAUCCCUGUGCAUCCAAACUUUCGAGUCAUUGCCACGGGUGUGCCCGUCCCACCGUACCGCGGCUAUCCGCUAGACCCACCUUUCCGAUCGCGUUUCCAGGCAAGGUGGGUCGAAGGAUCGGUGCAGUCCACCAUUCCUCUGCCCGAGAAGCUCUCCGAGGGCGCACAACAGCUCCGCUCGCGCUGGAGCCAGUGGGCUGCCCUGCUGCGGUACCACACCACCCUUGCGCAGGGCAACGACGUCAUCCCACCCACCUCCAGACUCCCCAAUCUACCAACUACAGCGCUGCCCUUGCUCACGGAUAUCGUCAGCACCUUUCCUCCAGUCACAUCGCUCAUCAACCUCGACUUUGACGAGAGCGACCCGAUCUUGCCUACUUGGCCCAAAGAUAUGCCCGUGGACACCGACAAGAACGUCGGAACCAGCUCGUCCACCCUGGCGCUGCUCAGCGCGGCAUAUCCGCAAGUGUUCGCGCUCGACGCGGAGAAACGACGUACGCUCGACUCGCUACUUGGCCAGCUGCAGAUCCAUGAGCAGCAGGGCGAGGGAGCGGAUCAAUCAACGCUCGCCGCGACCGGAUUCUUGGGCUACCUCGUCGAUAGCGUGGAACGCGUAUCGCCCACCAGCGCCCAGAUCACAUUUGUUCACGUUGCAGGUAGCUCGCCGAGCGUCACGAUCGAGGUUCCUUGUGGCGCACUUGAGCUGGCACCCGUGCCGAGGCUUGGGGACACGACGUUUAUGGGCCAAGAGCUCAUCGUCACUCCCCGAGUACUUUCGAUUUACAGCCGGCUGCUGCAGCUCCACGCGCUGGGCAGGGACAUCUGCCUCGUCCCCGCCAAUAAGGCGGCGAGCCCGGACAAGCCUGGUGCUGCGUCGACAAGUGACCCGCUCGCCGCGGCAGCGCACCAGCCGUCGUCGUCUACGACCACCUGCAUCGGACUGAUGGCGGCGACACUCGGAUACGCAUACGAGUCGGUGUGGCUGUGGAAGGAUCUGGGCGGAGGCGAGCUGCUCAUGCGCCGAGCCACCGCCAAGGACGGAAGCACGACAUGGGAGCCUGCGCCUCUUGUGCGUGGUGCUAUGCAGGGUAAGCUCGUCCACCUUGCCGGUGUCGAUGUGCUCGGGCCCACCUUGGGCAGUCUGAGCCGCCUGUUGCAGGAUCGCGAGCUUGAGCUGUGGGACGGUGCGCGUAUGACCGAGGGUGAUGCUCAGAAGGACACGGCCAAACCCGCGUCCGCCGACCUGCUGGCUGGACCCACCAUCUCUGCCGGCGAAAUCGUCCCCAUCCGUCCCACAUUCCGCGUCGUCGCCACAGCCUCCAAACCCACAGGCUGGCUCGAUGAGGAAGCCUCCACGCUCUUUGCCAUCUGCUCCACGCGCGCCAUGGACCCCGACGAGGAGCGUCACAUCGUCCUCUCUCGCAUCAAGCUAUCCGAACCGACCUCGGACCUCAAGCGUCUCUUCGAGUUCGUCAAUCGCUAUCGUGCGCUGUCUGCGGAUCCGAACUUGGGUCUAGCCAAGUCGCGCCGUCUGGGCACGCGCCAGGUCAUCCGCAUGGCCUCCCGUCUCGCUCGCUGGCAGGACGACUGCGACGUCCACGGUCUCAUCUGGCGCAGUCUUCUGGUGGACUUCCUACCGCUGACGGUACGCGAGGUGAUCGCCAACCUCCUCACCGAAUGUGGGAUCUACAAGCCUGGCACGGAAGGGGCGUUCCAGUACGUGCCGCGAUUGUGGAUCGGCGACCCACAGAUCGUCGCCGGCGCCAACGGAGGUACGCUUCAAUUCGCCCCCUCCGACGGGUCCGAUCGAGAGUACCCAGUCCGCUCCAUCCCGCGCUAUGAUGCCGACACCCUAGAUCCUGAAGGCAAGACGCUCAUCCCGGACCUCGGCGGUAGCUUCUAUAACAAUGCUCAGCAGAGCAGUCUCAUCUGCUCCUUCGCCGAGGACCUGGUGCUGCUCAACGAACACCUGCUGCUGAUGGGCUCCCAGGGUACCGGCAAGAACAAGAUCAUCGAUCGCACGCUCGAGCUGCUCGGCCGGCCGAGGGAGUACAUCCAGAUGAACCGCGAUUCGACCGUCGCCGGAUUGCUGCAGCAGAUCGCACUCGAGGGCGGACAGAUCCGCUACCUCGACUCGCCGCUCGUUCGCGCCGUGAAGCUGGGCAGGAUCUUGGUGGUGGACGAGGCGGAUAAGUGCUCCACCGCUGUUUCUGCCGUGUUCAAGAGUCUGGCUGAACGAGGAGAGCUCAGUCUGCCCGAUGGAAGACGCAUUCGACCCGCUCGCAGUGGCGAGAGUGUCGAAGAUGCGGGAGGGGAUAUCUUGGUUCACCCGACCUUCCGCCUGGUCCUCCUGUCCAACCGUCCCGGCUGGCCUUUCUUCGGCAACAACUUUAUCGAGGUCAUCGGCGAGGGGUUCAGCUGCUACGCCGUCGCCAACCCCGACAUUGAGUCCGAAGUUCGCCUCCUAAAAGCAGCGGCACCCAACGUGGACGUCGACCUGCUUCGUCGCCUCGAUCUGGCCUUCCACGACCUCCGCGCCGGCUUCGAGUCUGGGCUGAUCAACCACCCCUACUCGCUCCGAGAACUCCUCCACCUCGUCGCGCACAUGCAAAAGUACCCCGACGAGCCGCUCUCCAGCGUGCUGCUCAACACGCUCGCCUUCGACCUGCAUCGACCGGAGAGCAUCCGUUGGGUCGUCGAGACGUUGCGCAAACGCAAUCUGCCCAUUGAACAGCUUUCGCUCGAUAUUUUGCGAGAGCAGGACCUCGAGCGCAUCCGCAACGCCGAAAAGGGCAUCAAGGCCGAGUUUCAUCCUGGUAAAGAGGACUUUGAUCCGAAAAAGGCUGGGAGGGAUACCAACCUGGACAAGCCAAAGGAGGGCAAAGUUGAUCCCAAAAACGAGGCCCACGUCGGCGGGAACACGUGGAAGGGCGGCACCGGAGGCCGCGACACGAUGGGCCUCGGCGGUCGCGGUGGCUACGGACGUCAAUACACUGGCCACAAGAUCCAUCAAAUCAGCAAGGAGCUCAAAAAUGACGUUCCCGAUCACCUCAAGAAGCAAGCCCGCGAAAUGGCGCGCGAAGCCCUGGAGAAGGAACUCAAAGAAAACGGCAUGCAACCCCACGAAGCGGUCAACCUGCACGAGAUGAAGCAAAAAGUCGCCUCGCAGGUGCAGCACCUGUCGAACGUGCUCAACGAUCUCAAGGCGAACCGGUACGAGCGGGCGUGGUUGACGCGGCAGCAGGAAGGCGAGUUGGACGAGCGACGCUUGUCUGAAGGCCUAGCUGGUGAGCGGGGGAUCUUCAAACGACGGGCGGAGAUGCCACCCGACCCGGGUGCGCCGCAGAUCAAACCCAAGCGCAUCCGCAUCGUCCUGGAUCUCUCCGCGUCGAUGUAUCACAUGCAGUACGAUGGACGACUGGAGCGCGAGUUGGAAGUGGCCCUCAUGGUCAUGCAGGCCUUUUCGCGGUUGGAGGACGCAACGGAGCGCUUUGCGGUCGACAUCGUCGGUCACAGCGGUGAUUUGGAUAUGAUUCCCCUCGUACCCCUCGGUAGAAUGCCCAAGAGUGACGGCGACAUGUACCGCAUCCUCCGCGCCAUCGUCAGUCACACCCAGUACUGCGAUUCGGGGGACAACACGCUCAAGUGCAUCGAAAAGUCCAUUCGACAAGUCAAGAGCCUCCUCCCCUCCCACCUGCCCCCGCCACCAGAGGGUAACACGAUCAACGACACGACCAGCACAGGCCUAAAUCAGCCCAUCGUCGAACAGGACCCGCACCAAAGCCCGAUGGACGACUACUUUGUCAUUGUGCUCAGCGACGCCAACCUCAGCAGGUACGGCAUCACGCACCAGCGCCUCGCACAGCUCCUCAGACUCGAUGCACAGGUCAAGACGUCGCUCAUCUUCAUCGAUAAGGGCAACGAGGCGCUCCAUCUGGCCAAACAGCUGCCGACUCAGACGCACGUCGCUAGAGAGACAAAGGACAUUCCGCGCAUCUUGAGCAACAUCCUUACGAGCGUCGUUCAGAAUUCGUAG
Molecule: messenger RNA, 4725 nt
Organism: Kalmanozyma brasiliensis GHG001
Lineage: Eukaryota; Fungi; Basidiomycota; Ustilaginomycetes; Ustilaginales
Product: ATPase, dynein-related, AAA domain protein
Exons: 1
Coding region: 1-4725 (1574 amino acids)
Cellular component (GO): cytoplasm
Molecular function (GO): ATP binding; ATP hydrolysis activity
Source: RefSeq, a predicted model, not a curated record